Molecule: messenger RNA, 1305 nt
Organism: Trichoderma asperellum CBS 433.97
Lineage: Eukaryota; Fungi; Ascomycota; Sordariomycetes; Hypocreales; Hypocreaceae
Biological process (GO): 'de novo' NAD+ biosynthetic process from L-tryptophan
Cellular component (GO): cytoplasm
Molecular function (GO): metal ion binding; indoleamine 2,3-dioxygenase activity; heme binding
Source: RefSeq, a predicted model, not a curated record
AUGUCUCCACACGCUGUUGAUUCACAGACUUUGGGCCAAAGUGACCCCUGGGAGCUAUCCAAGUUUGCCGUCACAAAAAAUGCCUUCCUGCCUGAGGACAGCCCGCCCAACAUGUUGUCGGAUCCUUACUACGAACCGUGGGAGCUCAUUGCCCAUAACCUAGCAGAGCUCAUCGAGACCCGCCGUAUCCAUGAUGCUAUCAGAGAUCUCCCCGUCCUGUCAACGGACUUGCUCAAGUCUGAAGCUGAGUGGAGGAGAGCCUAUGUUAUCCUGGCCUUUUUCACUCAUGCAUAUGUGUGGGGUGGAGAAAAGGCUGAAGAAAUUCUCCCAGCCUCAGUUGCCGUUCCGUUCCUCAGCGCCUCCGCCCACCUCGAAGUCCCCCCCGUCUUGACCUAUGCUGCCUGCAACCUGUGGAAUUUUAGCUGCUCAGGAGACGACUUCUCCAAGCUGGAAGACCUCAGUACUCUGGUCUCCUUCACUGGAACCGAAUCCGAAGCUUGGUUCCUCCUGGUCAGUGUUGCCAUUGAGGCUACUGCUGCGCCAAUCAUCCAUACCAUGCUUCGCGCUCUUGAGGCUGUCAAGGUUCGCGACUACCAGGUCAUCACCAAGGCUCUGGAAGAGUUAAAAGUUGGUAUUGAGAACACCAGUGCUCUCAUGGAGAGGAUGUAUGAGCGCUGCGACCCCAUGGAGUUCUAUUACCAGAUUAGGCCCUUCCUUGCCGGCAGCAUGAACAUGGAGGAUGCCGGUCUGCCAAACGGUGUCUUUUAUUCUGAAGGAGAUGGCAAAGGAGAAUGGCGAAAGAUUAGGGGUGGAAGCAAUGCACAGAGUUCGCUGAUCCAGUUCUACGAUGCUGUCCUCGGUAUCGAACACAAUGGCCACUCGGAAUCUGAAAAGAGCUUCCACGACGAGGUCCGGGAGUACAUGCCAGGUCCUCACGGCAGAUUCCUUGUGCAUGUAGCCCGUUCGGGCAGCCUCCGCGGAUUGGCCCUCGAGACACCCGUCCGGGAAGAGCAGCACCGCCUCAGGGAGGCCUACACGGCCGCGGUAGAUGCUCUCACCGAGUUCCGGGGCAAGCACGUCAAGCUCGUGACAAGAUACAUCAUCAUUCCCUCCAAGAAGCCAUGGGCCGGAACUACCCGUAGAAAUCUGGCCAGCUCCUCGUCGAAAAAGCGAGGAGAGGGACUGAUGGGUACCGGAGGCACUGAGCUCAUACCGUUUCUACGGCAGGCAAAGGUCGAGACAGAGGUUUCCAAGAUUGAGAAGCCCGAGAAGGCAGAGAGGCCCGAGAAUCCCGAGAAAUCAUGA